Molecule: messenger RNA, 1536 nt
Organism: Trichophyton verrucosum HKI 0517
Lineage: Eukaryota; Fungi; Ascomycota; Eurotiomycetes; Onygenales; Arthrodermataceae
Exons: 4
Coding region: 1-1536 (511 amino acids)
Biological process (GO): post-translational protein targeting to endoplasmic reticulum membrane
Cellular component (GO): GET complex
Molecular function (GO): ATP hydrolysis activity; ATP binding
Source: RefSeq, a predicted model, not a curated record
AUGUCGUCAACCGCCGUGGUAGGGGACGACGACGUCCUGGAGCCUACCCUACAAUGUCUGUUAGACCAUAAGACCCUUCGAUGGAUAUUUGUCGGUGGAAAGGGCGGAGUCGGCAAAACUACCACUUCAUGCUCGCUGGCCAUACAACUCUCCAAAGUGCGGAAGUCUGUGCUUCUUAUAUCCACAGAUCCUGCUCAUAAUUUAAGUGAUGCUUUCGGCCAGAAAUUUGGCAAGGAAGCUAGACUUAUUGAUGGAUAUGAUAAUCUGAGCGCUAUGGAGAUUGACCCCAAUGGAAGCAUUCAGGAUUUAAUGGCUAGUGGGGGAGGUGACGGAAAUGACGAUGCUAUGGGCGGGUUUGGUCUAGGUGGAAUGAUGCAAGACCUGGCUUUUAGUAUACCUGGUGUUGAUGAAGCGAUGUCCUUUGCAGAGGUUUUGAAGCAAGUCAAAUCUUUAUCAUAUGAAGUUAUUGUCUUUGACACCGCUCCUACCGGCCAUACUCUUCGGUUCCUGCAGUUCCCAACUGUGUUAGAAAAGGCCCUUUCCAAACUAUCGCAGCUUUCUGGCCAAUUUGGCCCCAUGCUUAACUCGGUCCUCGGUGCUCGUGGCGGCCUACCAGGCGGGCAAAAUCUUGACGAUGUGCUAUCAAAAAUGGAAUCACUACGAGAAACUAUUGCGGAGGUUAACUCUCAGUUUAAGGAUGCUGAUAUGACCACUUUUGUCUGCGUGUGCAUUGCCGAGUUCUUGUCCUUGUAUGAGACUGAGCGCAUGAUACAGGAGCUGACGAGCUAUAACAUCGAUACCCAUUGCAUUGUUGUCAAUCAGCUUUUGUUUCCCGGAAAAGAUAAUGCGUGCCAACAAUGUGGCGCAAGACGAAAAAUGCAAAAAAAGUAUUUGAAUGAGAUUAAGGAGCUGUAUGAAGAUUUCAACGUUGUCAGAAUGCCACUGCUCGUUGAAGAGGUCCGUGGGAGAGAAAAGUUGGAAAAGAAAUUUACAGGAAAAGAAAAUUAUACAGGGCUCGUGGUAAUCGAAGAAGGUGUGAUAUCUCCGUUGAAAAAAGAGAGAGAACGACGCAAUAAUUAUAAACCGAACCAGGUGAAACGGGUAAUACGCCUUAUAUUUACAAUGGUUGAUUAUGAUGCAUUGCUCAAGGGGCCCUGGAUGGAGCUGGAGGAAAGGAUGGAAGCACAGGGUCACAUACAUAAAUAUAUCCGCCCUGCUCAGAAUAAGCUUGACCCAUCCACGCACAAUGUGAACCCUCAAACUGUGGAGAGGCAGCGAAUUGAUAAUUCCAUGAAACUACUCCGUAUAAUAGCCUUGUCUCCAUCUUAUCAAGAUCCGGCCGGUGGUCAUCUGCUAGAAAUACCCAAGUCAGGAACUUGCUUGGCUUUCGUCGUGAAUAUGGACAACGGUUGGCCCGCAAUGGAACAUAGGGUUGUGUCCCUAUCUAGUUUCUCUCACAAAUCCACUGCAACCGUGCCUUCUAAGCGAACUAGAACUCUCGGGUCCAUCCGGAGCCUCCUGAGAGACGGCUCAUGA